Solanum verrucosum is the source of this 2017-nucleotide messenger RNA. RefSeq names its product ethylene-responsive transcription factor RAP2-4-like. Gene Ontology annotation, molecular function: DNA-binding transcription factor activity; DNA binding. The coding region runs from base 577 to 1683 and encodes 368 amino acids. The record is from RefSeq and is a predicted model, not a curated record. Lineage: Eukaryota; Viridiplantae; Streptophyta; Magnoliopsida; Solanales; Solanaceae. Gene Ontology annotation, biological process: regulation of DNA-templated transcription. The transcript has a single exon.
AAAAAAAGAGAAACAGAGAGUGAGGCUGAGAGAGAUAUACUCAUCAAUAUUUUUCUCACACCUGCACACACCACACACUUAAAAAAAACAAAAAAUCUUUUCAAAAAUUUCUUUGGUUUUCUUAAUUUUUUUUCUACUUCCCCCUUUCUGUAAUCAUCCCGCUUCUUUGAUCCCUUUCUGUAAAUUAUCUGUGUUUUUUCAAGAAGUUUUUCUGACUUUUGAGUUUGUGUUUUUCAUGUUUUUGAUGUUCUGAACUUAAAAAUGGAGAAAAUGCAAACUUUUAAUUAGAGGAAAAAGUUUUUUUUUCAAACUCAGGUGUUUUCAGAAUCGAGAUCUAGUAAAGUAAUAGUAACUCAGUAUAGUUUUUUUUUUUUUUUUGUUUUUCUGGAAAAUCAGAUUAGAGGGCUUAUUAGUUGUCCCUCAUAGUUUGAUUUGUUUAAAGGAGAAAAUUAGAGGUUGUUAUUUGAAGACCUCUUUUUUUUUCUGUUUAUAGUGAAAUCACUCACCUGUGAUCUUUUUAUUUGAUAAGAAACAGGUUGUUUUAAUUUGUCUUUAUAACUUUUUUCUUGUUUAGAUAUGGCAGCUAUGGAUUUUUGGAAUAGUACAUCUGUAGAUUUUCAAUCAUCAUCAGAACCUAUUACUUCUGGUGGUGAAUUAAUGGAAGCUCUUGAACCUUUUAUGAAAAGUGCUUCUUCUUCUCCUUCUCCUCCCCCUUCUACUUUUCCUCCUGUUUUCCCUUCUUCUUCUUCUUCUUCAUCUUUUCCUUCUUCAGAUUUCCAAUCUUAUCCUUCAUUUCCUCCUCCAACUCCUACCAUCUCAUAUCCCUACACCACUUCUUUUUACCCAUCUUCUCAAUCUACUAUGAGCUCUGAGGUUUGUUCCACUUCCACAGAGAUGAAUUCCCAAAUCUUUUCAACUCGGUUUUCUGGGUAUGGAAUGGAGCAACAGGGUUCAAUUGGGUUGAAUCAGUUGACCCCAAUCCAGAUCCAGCAAAUUCAAGCUCAAAUCAACUUCCAAAACCAACAACAACAGCAGCAGAUGAUGUUACAGACUGCCCAUCAUGCUUCCACCAUGAAUUUCUUGGCACCAAAGCCGGUUCCAAUGAAGCAAUCUGGGUCGCCACCAAAACCCAAUAAGCUCUACAGAGGUGUUAGACAACGCCACUGGGGAAAGUGGGUCGCUGAGAUCCGUUUGCCUAAGAACCGAACCCGGCUUUGGCUGGGUACUUUCGACACCGCUGAAGAAGCUGCUUUGGCUUACGACAAGGCGGCGUAUAUGCUUCGUGGUGACUUUGCUCGACUGAACUUCCCCCAACUCCGCCACAACGGCAACCUAAUCGGCGGCGACUUUGGUGAAUACAAUCCAUUGCAUUCCUCUGUUGAUGCUAAGCUAAAGGACAUAUGCCAGAGCUUGGCACAGGGGAAGAGCAUUGACUCUAAGAAGAAGAAAACCAAAGGGUCGUCGGCGGAGAAAGCGGCGGUGGUGAAGAUGGAGGAAGACGAGAGCAAAACGAUAGAAGUUGGAUCCGAAAGUGACGGGUCGGGUUCCGGGUCCGGUGGAUCAUCGCCGGUAACGGAACUGAUAUUCCCGGAGUUCACUGAGGAAGAGCCAACUUGGGACAUGUCAGAAAAUUUCUUGUUGCAAAAGUAUCCAUCUCAUGAAAUUGAUUGGGCCUCUCUAUAAAAUUAGAAAAAAAAAUUAAGAAAAAAUUAGUAGUAAUUAGCAAUUAAGUCCAGGUUUAAGAGGUCUUAUGUAUUAUUUUUUUGUAUUUUUGCUUUGUUUAUAAUUGUUAAUGGUGGUUCUAGGUCUCUAGGUCCAUUGAACAUUGAGUCACUGCAAUGGAGUUUUUGGCAAUUGCAGGGCAAGUUCCUUUGUAGUUUUUUCAUAUUUUAGGUUAAAAAUCCAAACUGGUUAGCUAAUGUUUUUUGUCUUGGCUAGGCCAGUGGAUUUGUUGCAUUGUAAUGUCAUGGUUGUAGAGGAAUCUUUAAUUAGUGUCAAUAUUUCAUUAGUACUAAUU